AUGGCCUCACCCAAACUCAUAGUCCACCAUUUGCAAGUCGGUCAAGGCGAACGCAUCCCUUGGCUCCUCGAAGAACUCAACCUACCCUACGAACUCAAACUCUACCAACGGGCCCCUCUCCUCGCACCACCAGAGCUGCAAGCCGUAUACCCCAUUGGUGCAUCGCCUGUCCUCGAGGAUCUCACUGACCCCUCUCAUCCCAUCAAAUUCGCAGAGUCAGGUGCGAUUUGCGAAUAUGUCAUUCACAAGUACGGCAACGGUCGCCUGGCGCUAAAACCAGAGGACAAGAAUUAUGCGGAUUAUCUGUACUGGCUACACUUCAGCAAUGCGACAUUAAAUGCUGGUAUUUUCCGCCGCGCCAUGGCAAGAAAUAUGGUGGGCGAGGAGGAUAUGCGAUACAAGGGGAAUGAUGCACGUGUUGUCAAUACGCUGGAGCAUGUGAAUAAUCGUCUCAAGGAGAACAAGUGGCUUGCUGGUGAAGAGUUUACGGCAGCGGACAUUAUGACUGGGUGGUGUUUUACUACUAUGCGCAAGUUUGAGCCUAUUGAUUUAACCCCGUAUGAUGGUAUUAUGGCAUGGUUGAAGAGGAUUGGAGAGAGGAAGGCGUACAGGACUGCGAUGGCAAAGAGUGAUCCAGAUUUGGAUAUCGAGGCUGGCUUGAGUGUGAAGGGGCCACCGAUGCAUGAGGUAUGGGCGAAGGUAAUGGGAUCUAAGCCUGUCGAGUGCUUUAGCUCAGGAAUGGCGUGUGCAGACGUUGAGACGACCAUAGCAGGAUUCGCCCCCGCAUAUGCAGGUAGAUCAAUAACUGUAUCUAGUUCAAGAGAUUACAGAUGUGAGCUACAUGAUAAAAAAGUCCUUAUUCCAUAUCAAAACUUGGAGUUCUUCCACCAGUUCGUAGUAACGAUUCGACUUGAUUUAAUGAAUGGAAUCUGGUAUGGAAGCUAUCGAAAGAUGGUACCAUCGAUCGAUCGGAACAUCUCGGAUUCUGCCGACGAUGCCGAUGAGGCUCUUCCGGAUCCGCUUAGGCGCACUCAGGAACGCGCGACACGCCAUUCUUCCCACGACACCAUGUCCAUGUGA
Messenger RNA from Plenodomus lingam JN3, 1080 nucleotides. Lineage: Eukaryota; Fungi; Ascomycota; Dothideomycetes; Pleosporales; Leptosphaeriaceae. The record is from RefSeq and is a predicted model, not a curated record.